Messenger RNA from Talaromyces marneffei, 951 nucleotides. RefSeq lists its product as uncharacterized. Lineage: Eukaryota; Fungi; Ascomycota; Eurotiomycetes; Eurotiales; Trichocomaceae. The record is from RefSeq and is a predicted model, not a curated record. The coding region runs from base 1 to 951 and encodes 316 amino acids. Gene Ontology annotation, cellular component: extracellular region. The transcript has a single exon.
AUGAAGUUCACUACUGCCAUCUCUAUUGCUACUUUUGGCUUCGUCGCCGGCGCUCUCGCCAAUCCUACUCCUGUCAGCAACGAGGCUUCUCUCGUCCAGCGUGACCUGGCAUCCAUCGAAAGCGUCAUCGGUGGAAUCACUAAACAGGUGAACCAACUCGACAGCGACGUCAAGGCCGGUAGCCUGGACGCUGUUCUUUCGGACUCAACAAGUUUGGUCUCCACCAUCAACGCCGGUACGAAAGCAGUGCAGGCAUCGGAUGAUCUUUCUACAAGCGACGCCUUGGACCUCGCAAACUUCAUUGGCACCCUCAUCACUGCUGUCAAUACCACCGUCACCGAUCUCAUCGGAGUCUCAUCAGCUGUGCAGUCAGCGGGUUUGGUGUCAACUAUUUUGACAAACCUCCACGACCAGUACACUGCAUCCGGGGCGCUUGCUGAUGCUAUCACUGGCAAAGUGCCUUCUUCUUUGCAAUCGCUCUCUGCUCAGCUGGCGGCCUAUAUCACCACCUCGCUUCAAGCGGGUAUUGAUCAUUACUCGUCUCUGCCUGCGACUUCGACUACUCCUAGCACCAGUGUUGGUUCGAGUACCAGCGCUACUUCUGCUCCAACCAGUCCUGACACCACUAGUCCUGUGACUACCAGCCCUACCACUGCCCCUGAUACCACCUCAACUCCUGCCUCUGCCAGCGGCUCACCCACCACAUCCCCCAGUGGCGCCUCAACUGGACCAUCCGGCACACCCGUCGGCGUAUCUCCUUCCUCCACAGCUGUCCCAGGUGGCGUAAAACCCAGCUCCAGCAAACCCGGUAGCGGCCCCUCCGGUACAGCAGGCUCGAGCACUAAGACUGGAACUUCGGUGCCUACAUACACCGGUGCUGCUUCUGUGAACGGGUUGAACAUUGCUUCGCACGGUCUGGUGGUUCUUGCUGCUGCUGCGUUUAUGCUCUAG